CCUGUUGGUUAUGACUAGCUUACUGUAAGUCGCAAAUUGGUAUGAAUGACAAUCUGUUGGAAAUUUCUUAGGAUCAUUAGACUACCUCUGACAUACCUAAAAGACGGCUCAAUCAAGUGAAAGACAUCUAACACCAUAAAUAAUUCAAUUAAUGACUAUAGUCUCUGAAAAGCGCAACAAAAGCUCAGUUAACUACCUGCUAAUUAUUUUAAAUGCCUUCGCAAUAUCCACCUUUCGCCUGGCACCCAUUAAAUAUCUAGCAAUGAUUAACAAACAAACAAACAAUGAUUAUAUAAUCUCUGUAAUCAGUCAAUGAAUACUGAUAAUAUCAAAUUAAAAUUAUCGAAUUGUUCUUGUGAUAUAUGUCAAUGUUUUAAUAAUAAAUUACAAAGCAAACCAUAUACUCAUAUGAAAUGUAAAUUAAACGACAGAGUUAAAUUAUGGAAUAAAUAUAAUGGAACUGUGAAGUUUAUUGGUCCUAUACAAUUUAAACAUAAUAUUAAUAUAUUACUUAUUGGUAUUGAAUUAGAUUCAUAUAUUUCUAGAUACACAUUAAAUAAUUAUAAUCUCUAUUGUGAUCAAAUGAAACGUAUUCUUGUACCGUCAACAUUUAUUACAUUAUUAUCACCGGGGAGACGUGGUCAUCCACAAAUUAAACAUUUUACAAUGAAUCCAAAUUAUAAAUUAAUACAGAAAAAUCGUGAACUUUAUAAAACUAUUGAUCCAAUAUUGUAUCAGUUAAUAUUUCAAAGAUAAAUAAUCACAAUGAUUGAAAGUGUCUAUUUUAAAGAUUAAGAAUAUCUGGAAGGAUCCAAAAUAUCGUCUGUUCAGUAUUCAUUUGGGGGCAUUAAAUAAUCAUAAAUGCUGUAAUACAUAUUCUAUAUAAAUAUACAUAUUAGAAAAAGAAAAGCUGUAAUGUUUCAUGACUUUUGUUUAUGUGAUCAAGUUUUUGUUUUUUGUUUUCUUAUGUGAAUUUCAUUGCCAAAAUAAUUUAAUUAAGUCAAGGUUUCUUUAAUAAUAGCUCGAUAUCUGUCACCAUUUAGAUCGUAUGAAUCCCCCCAAAUGCCCUGGCACGACCGAGAAUGGGGAGAGUCCGCUCUCCCUCUC
This is a messenger RNA of Schistosoma rodhaini, 1107 nucleotides long. NCBI's taxonomy places the organism in Eukaryota, Metazoa, Platyhelminthes, Trematoda, Strigeidida, Schistosomatidae. The record is from the annotation of a GenBank genome assembly.